CGUUUCUCUCAGCCAGUCAGCGAAACCAGCGAAACCGUGCUUGCCUUUCCCUUGCUGUGGCCCCCCUCUCUUUGCUACUACUACGGCCCUCCCCCCUCUACUCUUCUCUUCUCCUACUAUCUUCCUACACUACCAACUCCCCCAUACAAACUCCCUCCCAUACAAAAAAAAGUUCUUUUUUUUUUGACAUAUUCUAAUUCGUGAUCAUCGAAUUCAUUCAUCAUGCCUAAGGAAAGCACCACCAAGUCCACCCGCAAGGCCCCCGAGAAGCGCGUCCAGCGCCGCAAGAAGGACCCCAACGCGCCUAAGCGUGGUCUGUCCGCCUACAUGUUCUUCGCCAAUGACAACCGCGACAAGGUUCGCGAGGAGAACCCCGGCAUCAGCUUCGGCCAGGUUGGCAAGCAGCUCGGUGACAAGUGGAAGGCUCUGAGCGAGACCGACCGCAAGCCCUACGACGCCAAGGCUGCCGCUGACAAGAAGCGCUACGAAGAGGAGAAGGCCGCCUACCUCGCCAAGGCUGAGGAGGAGGAAGAGGAGGAAUCCGCUUAA
Messenger RNA from Penicillium samsonianum, 549 nucleotides. It is a transcript of the gene nhp6, whose product is annotated as high-mobility group nucleosome-binding protein. The coding region runs from base 223 to 549 and encodes 108 amino acids. The record is from RefSeq and is a predicted model, not a curated record. NCBI's taxonomy places the organism in Eukaryota, Fungi, Ascomycota, Eurotiomycetes, Eurotiales, Aspergillaceae. The transcript is spliced from 5 exons.